Molecule: messenger RNA, 3780 nt
Organism: Erinaceus europaeus (western European hedgehog)
Lineage: Eukaryota; Metazoa; Chordata; Mammalia; Eulipotyphla; Erinaceidae
Gene: FBXO33
Product: F-box protein 33
Exons: 4
Coding region: 320-2032 (570 amino acids)
Biological process (GO): SCF-dependent proteasomal ubiquitin-dependent protein catabolic process; positive regulation of protein ubiquitination
Cellular component (GO): SCF ubiquitin ligase complex
Molecular function (GO): protein binding
Source: RefSeq, a predicted model, not a curated record
GCCCCUCCCACCAGCGACGACGUCAAACUCCGCUUCUACCACCGCGACGCCUCCGCCUCCAGGCGCGGGGAGGGUUGCCGUCCGGUCGCCGGGAGCCCCCCCCCCCGCUUCCGGACCCCUAGCGAGCCCGAGCGAGCGGUUUUUUGUGUCCGGCGACCGAGUGCGCCGGCGGCGGGCGCGCGUGAGUCGGGGCGGGGAGGCCCGCGGCUGUCCGUCCGGAGCCGCCCCCGCGCAGGCCCGUCCCCCCUCUCCGCCGCCGGCGCCGCACUUGGUUCGGCCGAGACCCGCGACGGUUCCGCCCCCUCCUUCCUUGUCAUUGAUGUUGUUGUUCUUGUCAGCGCCGCAGCCCCGACCGCCGGGAGCUCGAACCCGAGCCGGGGCCGCCCGGGUGGCGCGGCUGCGGCGGCGGCGGCGGCGGCGGUGGCUGCGGCUGCGGCUGCGGGGGCUGCUGCGGGCGGCGCGGGGGCGGCCGGCGGGCGGCGGGGGCGGCGGCGGCGGGGGCGGGCGGCGGCGGCGGCCGGGCCGGAUGGCUCUGUGCGGGCCGGCGGCGGGCGCCGCGUCGCUGCCGAGCGAGCUGGUGGUGCACAUCUUCUCCUUCCUGCCGCCGCCCGACCGGCUGCGCGCGUCGGCGUCCUGCUCGCACUGGCGCGAGUGCCUCUUCUACCCGGCGCUGUGGCCGCAGCUGCGGGUCGGCCUGCGCGUGUCGCCGGCCGAGCGGCCCCGGCUCGAGUUCCUCAUGCGCAAGUGCGGCUGGUUCGUGCGGGAGCUGCGGGUGGAGCUGGCGGCCGACAACCACCCGGGCGGCGGAGGCGGCGGCGGCGGCGGAGGCGGCGGAGGCGCGGAGCCCGGGGCGCCCGGCGGGGAGGAGCUCGAGGCCCCGCAGCUGGCGGCGCGCUGGCUGGACGUGCUGCGCACCUACCUGGAGCUGGUGCUGUGCGUGCUGCUCAGCAUCCGCAACAACAGGAACCUCCAGAAAUUUAGUCUUUUUGGAGACAUAAGUGUUCUACAACAGCAAGGAACUUUGUCAAACACAUACCUCAGCAAGGUGGACCCUGAUGGCAAAAAAAUUAAACAAAUUCAGCAGCUGUUUGAAGAAAUACUCAGUAAUAGUAGGCAGCUGAGAUGGCUGUCCUGUGGGUUUAUGCUGGAAGUAGUGACCCCGACAUCACUGUCGUCUCUCUCCAACUCUAUUGCUAACACCAUGGAGCACCUGAGCUUACUGGACAGCAGUCUUCUGGGCAGCAAUACCCUGGUGACUGCAGUCGAACUGGAGCGGUUUGUGAAUCUGCGCUCACUUGCCCUAGAUUUCUGUGACUUUACAGCUGAGAUGGCAAGAGUUUUAACUGAUAGCAACCACGUGCCUUUGCAGCGACUCUCUCUCCUGGUCCACAACGUUUCCGUGAUGCACAAGUCUCUGGACAACAUGCCAAACGAUGAGCACUGGGAAGCCUUGUCACGGAAGAGCGCCAGCCUUCGGGUCUAUGUAAUGGCGUUUGAUAUCGAGAGUGAAGACAUGUUCAAGAUUCUGAAACCCAGCAUACCGCUUGAGAGGAUUCAUUUCGACAGCUACGUCACCUGUGUCUCAGGGGCCAUUGUCGAUCUUAUAUCCAGGCAGUAUGACAAGUUCCUCACUCAUUUCAUACUAAUGAAUGAUGUGAUCGACACGUCUGGCUUUCCAGACCUUAGCGACAACCGAAAUGAAGACCCGCUGGUUCUGUUAGCGUGGAGAUGCACAAAGCUCGCUCUCAUGGCAAUUCAUGGCUACACCGUCUGGGCACACAACCUCAUCGCCAUCGCUCGUCUUCGUGGCUCUGACUUAAAAGUGCUUGAAGUCACAGAAGAAAGCAUUGAUUUUGACCAAGGUGAACUAGCCGACCAGGAUGUGGAUCCAGUGCAUAACCUUAUUGAGCAGGUAUCCCUGGGCCUGGGUCACCCUUGGCAUGCGGUCAUGGACAUUGAAUCACUCAGUGUCUUCACUGAACCAAAUCGUCAUUUUUACAGAGAGAUGCAAAGCUUCAGCGAAGAACUUUAGUUUUUUUAAUGUACAAUUCCUGUGGUUACAUAUGCAAGUAGGGUUCUAUUACGUUUUUUUUUUCCCCCAGUAGUGUGAAUUAAUCCCUUUGUGCUGUGUUUAAUCAGUAUUAGCUUUAUAGAAUUAUACAUGUAUAUUCUACUUCUUGAUCAAAGAACGUAGUCAGGUAUUGGUUUAGAAGUUCAGAGUGACAUUGUAUAGGGCUUUCACGGUUAAUGGACUUGUUACCAAACCUUAAGGAUAUGUCUGAGGUUGCUGGCUAACUAUUUUUCACUGAGUUACUCUGCCUUUUUGAUGUUUUUAUUCCUUCUGUGUCAGAGUUAAGAGCUCAGGAGCCAAACUAUUUUUAUACAUAGAUAGGUAGCUGCUCAUAGCUGUGGACUUGUAUGUGACGUGCUGCAUUCAUGCUUUCUGGUAACAUUUUAUUAAUUUUGAAUCGAAAUGAAAGAAGCAGCAUAUAAUAUCCCAAAUGAGUUAUCUUUAACAGAAAAGCCAAGACUUUAACUUUCAUGAUAGUUGAUAUCACCAGUUACCAUUCUGAAAUUUCUAUAGCACUAGGUUAGAACUUUGCUUAAUCUUUUUUUAAUGCAUUUACAUAAACAUGAAUACUCAAAUUGUUGGAUUUUAAAAGAAAAUCUAUAUCUGACAUAAUUUUAUUCAUCAAUUAUAAACUCAAGUUAGCUUUUUAGCCCAGAUUUCAAAUAGUAGAGGAAGAAAGUGUAUCCAGGGUAAAACCUAAGGGAAGAUCCAAAUAGAGUCAUAAACACACAUGCUGACACGUGAACAUUAGUCGUGAAACCCCUAGCAACAAGUCAGUGGAUUUUUCUCUGUCAGCGCGCGUGUCAGCUGCCAAAGAAUAGACUUAACUGAAGAAGUGCCCACAUGCUGGCAGGGGCCGGCUAACUCUGGCCAGCCAGAUACUGCUAGAUUGUAAUACUAAAGGUCGAAUUUCGACCUGUGGUACACAGCUGUGCUGUGGCUCAGUCAGCAACCUCAGAACUCUGAAAAAUAAAUAAAUAAAUAAAAAGAAAAAAGAAAAAAAACAAAAAAAAAGAAAAAAUGCACCUGUUUCACUGUGAAUAGUGAAUGUAAAGAAAGGAAAACUGAAAGCUUGUUCUAUCACAGGUAUGAGCUGCUAUGAUACAUGAAGAACAUUCCAUGAAGUAUGUUUUAAAACCUUGUUAUAUCUGAGAGGCUUUAAAAGCCGACUUAACUGUUUCAGGGCAACCGCGGUACAGACGUGGUCUCUGUGAGACUUCCACCUGACCCCAGUUUUAAGAGGUACGAAUGUUGUGCAUUUAAUGUUAGGACAGUCUGCAAUAAUAAAGUCAGUAGCCGACACGGGGCCCAGCAGUGCUGAGACCUGGCUGCUGUGUCAUGAGCUUCGGGAACACAAUUUAUGCAACAAUGUCCAGAUAGGAUUCUAUUUAUGGAAAAAGUUUCUAUGUGUUUUACAAAUGGUUUUACCACCUUCUAUUAAAAUGACCUUUUGACAGGUGUGCACUGUUUUGUCUCCAGUGAGCACAUACCAUGCGGAUUUUAUAUGUACAUCAGUAGUGUGAAUCCACUGGCACAGUGUGUGUAAAUGCCAGAUGUGGUGAGAUUUUAUCUUAUAAAUGUGAUCAGAUAAAAUAACUCCUGACAGAAACUGUAAGGAAACCAGCUGAAUGUUUGACCUGAUGACUGAUGCUGUAUGGUUUAUGUUAAAUGUAUAUUCUUUUAAUCAAUGAAUAAAGCAUAAAAAAGUG